CAGGAGGAAGACGCUUGUGACUGGUAGCCGGGAUCCAACCUUCAAAAGCCGGCUCUUUCUUUUUGCUGCUUCCCUUAUUUUCUUUUUAAAAACACGGGAUCUAUGGCGACCAAAGGGAUGAACCUCUGCCAUGUGUGCUGCCUGCUCCUCUACGUGGUGACGGCGGUGCUGGCGGGGCGAGAUUUCUAUAAGAUCCUGGGGGUGAGCAAGACUGCAUCAAUCAGGGACAUCAAGAAGGCCUACAGAAAGCUGGCUCUGCAGUUACACCCCGACAGAAAUCAAGACGACCCGAAAGCUCAGGACAAAUUUGCAGACUUAGGAGCAGCUUAUGAGGUGCUCUCAGACGAGGAGAAAAGGAAACAGUAUGACGCGUACGGAGAAGACGGACUUAAAGAAGGUCACCACAGCUCUCACAACGACAUCUUCUCCAGCUUCUUUGGAGAUUUUGGCUUCAUGUUUGGAGGAAACCGACAGCAGCAGGACAGGAACAUCCCCAGAGGAAAUGACAUCAUACUAGACCUGGAGGUCACACUUGAAGAGGUGUACUCUGGGAAUUUUGUGGAGGUUAUACGUAACAAGCCUGUGGCUAAGGAAGCUCCUGGCAAGAGGAAGUGUAACUGCAGACAGGAGAUGAGGACGACGCAGCUCGGACCGGGACGCUUCCAGAUGACGCAGGAGAUGGUGUGUGAUGAGUGUCCCAAUGUCAAGCUGGUUAAUGAAGAGAGAACCUUGGAGGUAGAAAUUGAACAGGGAGUGAGAGAUGAGAUGGAGUACCCCUUCAUUGGAGAAGGGGAGCCUCACAUCGACGGAGAACCUGGAGAUUUACGCUUCCGCAUCAAAGUGCUGAAACAUCCUGUGUUUGAGCGCAGAGGAGACGACCUGUACACUAACGUCACCAUCUCCCUGGUGGAGGCUCUGGUGGGCUUUGAGAUGGACAUCGUACAUUUGGAUGGACACAAGGUCCAUAUAGUGAGAGAUAAGAUCACCAAGCCCGGUGCUCGCAUGUGGAAGAAAGGAGAAGGUCUGCCCAACUUUGACAACAUCAACAUCCGAGGUUCCCUCAUCAUCACCUUCGACGUGGAGUUUCCUCAGACGCAGCUCGACGAUCAGCAGAAAGAUGGUAUUCGGAGUCUUCUGAAGCAGGGCUCUGUACAGAAGGUUUAUAAUGGACUACAAGGAUACUAACACAGCAACAGACAGCCUGGACUGAGUUAUCUGUCACACACACACACACACACACACACACACAGAUCCUUCAAUCAACAGGACCGUGCUCCAUAAUUCUGGCCAGGGUGUAUUUAUUAUUUUCAGAUUGUUCUCAGGACGGCUUGAACCCAAUUUGUUUUUAAUGUUCUACAUUUUGACAGCAGUGGCACAAUUACAGAUGUUUUAUUUGAAGUGUAUAAAAGGAAAGGACGUCUUUGUUAUACCUUUUUUUGUUUUUUUUUGGCCCCACAUGAUAUUGUAAUACGUCCUUUUUUUUGGUUUUAUUUUAAAAAAAGAGAAUUGACUUAUUUCUAUCUGAAGUUAAACAAACACUGUCGACUAAUAACGUGUCCACCUGUCUACGCACUUCAUCUGCUGAAGGACCAGCUGCUGACAAACAUCUGGAGAAGAAGAAGAAGAAAAUCCAACUUUUGAACAACUUUCAACCUGUGCGAGACAUUUUAAGAAAAAAAAAAAGUAAAAGUAGUUUUAUGAAUGUAACAUCUGAUGAAAAAAAAGAAAUUCUGUUCUGGUCAGACUUGUGUAAAUAGGGAAGAACAAAGCUCAUCUGUUUGUUGUGUUUUAGUUUUCCUAAUUUAUGUUUAUGCCUCCGUUUACAACAAAACUGUCCACAUUGCACAACCCCCAGGUUCACAAGAGUUGACCUCUUCAGUGUAUCAGUAAACUUUUAGGAUUUUUUUUUUUGGAGGGGCUUGCACAUGCUCCAGCACCACUCUAAGAAAGAUUUGUUUCUCACCCCUGUGACACUCUCCAUGUCUGGGCUGAACACCUGGAACUCAAGGAGCCCUCAGACCGCCGGGUGUUGCUGCUCCUGACUGUCGACAGUUUGGUUUAUAAAACGCGGUUUUAGGAUUUCUCUCCUCUCUGUUUUUACUGUUGACUGCAGCGCUGCCUCCCGAUGUCACCAGAGUGUCAAGGCCUUAAGGUGACGAUGUACUUUUGACUGAUAUAAAUAAAGAUUUCUACAAAUUCUGA
Centropristis striata (black sea bass) is the source of this 2202-nucleotide messenger RNA. It is a transcript of the gene dnajb11, whose product is annotated as DnaJ heat shock protein family (Hsp40) member B11. The record is from RefSeq and is a predicted model, not a curated record. The coding region runs from base 103 to 1185 and encodes 360 amino acids. The transcript has 10 exons. Gene Ontology annotation, molecular function: misfolded protein binding. Gene Ontology annotation, biological process: protein folding; protein maturation. NCBI's taxonomy places the organism in Eukaryota, Metazoa, Chordata, Actinopteri, Perciformes, Serranidae. Gene Ontology annotation, cellular component: endoplasmic reticulum.